AUGUCAUGUCCGAAUAACAUAGCUCCCGGUAACUUCCUCAUGGAUUCCUUAAUGGGAGGAUCAUCUUCCUUCAGGGGUGAGAGUUAUUCCAGCAACCCCGGAAUGUACAUCCACUCAGCUGCAGAGUACGGAUAUUCAGUGAUGAGAAACAGUGGGAAGGUUGGACUGUCUUCACUCUCGAAGGGAGACGAGAUUCUUACUCCGGGCGGUGUGUCGCUCAGCGGCUUCCAGGAUGAGGCCUACCUGUCAACACAACUGGCCACAUGGACCCCAGGCUCCAAAACCUCCAGGGACGAGCAACCUGUUGCCCAGUGUUUACAACCCUGCUCAUUUCCAAUGGGUAGCGUCAAAGAGGAGGCGUUUUGUUGCCUCUACCAGGAUGACAGCAAUAAGGGGAAACAGACAACAGAGUCAGCCACUUACAUCCGGCUUGGGGACAAUAGCUGCCGGCCUCAGCAAACUGCCUCCUCUUCCAGCGGAUGUUUCCAGGUGUACAGCGGAGAGAGGCCGCCACAGGAUGGUCGGCAGUUCCCCUCCAGUUUCUCUCUGACCCACUUGGCGACAUCUGUUGAACCAUCAGCAGAAUCGACAAUAAGUCGCAGCAAAGCGAAGGAGACAGCGAGAGAGGUUUCCAAAACAGAGGAGAGUCAGAGCAGGAAGGAAGAGAAGGCCAAGAAGACCGCCUCUUAUGAUUUGUCCGCGGAAAAGACAACGGAAAGCUGGUUAAAAGCCAAAAGUGGAAGGAAGAAGCGCUGUCCCUACACAAAGCAUCAGACGCUGGAGCUGGAAAAGGAGUUCUUGUUCAACAUGUAUCUGUCUCGGGAGCGCCGCCUGGAGAUCAGCCGGAGUAUCAACCUGACCGACAGACAGGUCAAGAUCUGGUUCCAAAACAGACGCAUGAAGCUCAAGAAGCUCAACAGGGAGAGCCGAGAAAGGGAACAGAGUGCAGUCUACAACUACUCCUGA
Messenger RNA from Pelmatolapia mariae (spotted tilapia), 966 nucleotides. RefSeq names its product homeobox C10a (gene hoxc10a). Gene Ontology annotation, biological process: regulation of transcription by RNA polymerase II. The coding region runs from base 1 to 966 and encodes 321 amino acids. The transcript has 3 exons. Gene Ontology annotation, cellular component: nucleus. The record is from RefSeq and is a predicted model, not a curated record. NCBI's taxonomy places the organism in Eukaryota, Metazoa, Chordata, Actinopteri, Cichliformes, Cichlidae. Gene Ontology annotation, molecular function: DNA-binding transcription factor activity, RNA polymerase II-specific; RNA polymerase II cis-regulatory region sequence-specific DNA binding.